GCGCAAAUUCGGCCAGCAGCAAAGCGCAACAGAAGCGCAUGCUAUGUUUACAUAAAGGAUGAUGAUGAUACCUAGGAUGUGUAAACUGCUUAUGCCCGAACUCGUUGCGCUCUCGUUUUGGGUAACCAGUAUCGGUCUCCAUUUUUGUCUGCGGGCAACUUUAGCAAGGGCCAAUACUCAUCAUCUCAAUAGCAAUCACCGUGUUUUUCAAAGGCCAGGAUCAGUCUACAAGAACGCUAGCCGAUUACCUCAGUGUUCGCCUCAAGCAGCUCUCCAUCAUCUGCACCUAAGGAGUACCAGGCGACCAUUCGCUCCGCCUGCUUUCCUCGUUCCUUGACAAUCACCUGCUAUGGAUCGACAACGCGAAUGACCUCAUUGCUGCCUAUAGCGUUGAUAGUUUCGUUAGGACAUUGGGCAGCAAAACACCCAGUGUGCUGGCUACCACCAUGG
Messenger RNA from Tilletiaria anomala UBC 951, 450 nucleotides. RefSeq lists its product as uncharacterized. Bases 59 to 337 code for a protein of 92 amino acids. The transcript has a single exon. The record is from RefSeq and is a predicted model, not a curated record. Lineage: Eukaryota; Fungi; Basidiomycota; Exobasidiomycetes; Georgefischeriales; Tilletiariaceae.